Messenger RNA from Drosophila sulfurigaster albostrigata, 684 nucleotides. RefSeq lists its product as uncharacterized. Lineage: Eukaryota; Metazoa; Arthropoda; Insecta; Diptera; Drosophilidae. The transcript has 2 exons. The record is from RefSeq and is a predicted model, not a curated record. Bases 1 to 642 code for a protein of 213 amino acids.
AUGGCAUUCAGGGAGACGCAGUCUGCCAUCGUAAUAAACAGCCUAAUAGCCGAUUUAGUGCACGAGGCUAUCGAAAAAAGGCUGUCGAGCAAAGAUCCCAUCAAUCAAGGACCUUGCCAAAAGCUCUAUGAUAUCUUAGGCAUUGCGCCGUGCCACACAAAUGAUGAAGACAUUGAUGUUGAUAUUGAAUGCACUGUCAAAACUAGCAAUACAUUGAUUCCAACUCUUGGUCAAAUUCAUCCUCAGAGCGAUCGUCAAGGUGAACAGCGAUGUCAAUGGCACAAAUGGUUGCUGCCUACAUUGGCUGAAGAUAGCUCUGGAGAUGAAUUGGAGAUUUACUUAAGAAGUGAUAGUUGGACUAAGAAUGUGUCGGAUAUUGCCUGUCAAACUGAGCAACCGCGUUUCCGAAAACGUUUGUCACCAUCUGCAGCAACUAAUGAUCGUGCCCUGUCACUUGAGAGAGCACCCUGUGAGAUGAAUCGCCAGACGAUCUUCAUUGAUGGGGUGUCUGUCCAGACGCCUAAUAUACAAAGUCGACCGCCAUUAUCCGAUCGCUUUUGCUAUAUGUUGACAGAUUUUGCUUCGGCAUUAUACUGCAGUCUCGCCAUUAUGUGUUGUUGUACCCCCAGUAUGUUUCGAUAAAUCUCAUUUAGGCAAUCUAAUAUAGUUUUUAAUACAUUAGAA